Molecule: messenger RNA, 1170 nt
Organism: Diaporthe batatas
Lineage: Eukaryota; Fungi; Ascomycota; Sordariomycetes; Diaporthales; Diaporthaceae
Exons: 2
Coding region: 1-1170 (389 amino acids)
Source: RefSeq, a predicted model, not a curated record
AUGUCUUCCAAGGCAAAGCUAGCGUUUGGUGUGGAAUUUGAGUUGCUUCUCAAGCCGAGCAGUACAACGCUUCUUGCUAGCCUCGAGAAAAGCUGUCCAGGUUGGGCUGAGAAACUGGAGGGCGCGAAAGCGGCCGAGAAGGCAGCGGAGGUCAAGGGUGACGCAGCAACUGUACGAAAGGCCAAGGAAGAAGUAGGGCGCCUACGGAACCUCUUCCGCGUGGAAAUCGCGAACACUCUUUCCCUCAUCUAUGAUGUAUCCGCGAGCACCCGAGCCUCAAACUUUCAAGUGUGGUCAGUAAUCGACGAACCCACCCUUGACGAGGUUCCGGGGUACUGCCGGGUAGAGUUCGUGUCCAAAGUCUUUCGCUCGGAUGAAGAUUGGCAGUUCGAGCUCGUCCAAGUCUUCAGGUUCCUGAAAGACUGGUGCUAUGUUCAGCGUACCCAAGGCUGCUCAAUGCAUGUCCACGUAUCCCCUUCCGCCGAGCAAAGAGGUCAAGAGGACAAAUGGACAACCCCGCAACUGAACAGCAUAAUCAAGGCUCUCUCUUACUUUGACAAUCCAAUCACUAGUAUCAUGCCCCCAGAGAGAAAGAACAACCCAUUCGCGGCGUCCAACAUGUUAUCCGACGAAGUUGCGAAGGGGAACCCAAAACUCAAAGCCCUAUAUGAACAAGUUCCUCAACAGAAAUGGCAGCCUCUAUUCGAAUACUAUGACACUGAAUUGAAGAGUGCCAUACACAGGACAAGAGCACAUCCUAUCAUGGGCUAUUGUCGCUAUGCUUCUUGGAAUUUCGAACACAUCACAAAUGCAUGUGGUACCAUUGAGUUCCGAAGAAGCCCCGCGGUUGCGACUGCGGGGUCAGCAACGCAUUGGGCGAGCUUUACUCUCGGUUUCAUUUAUGCUGCGGCCUGUCAGACGGAAUCAAGCUAUUGGCACGAAAAGUCUGGGACUAACACCCACCCUUCUGUCGGAGAUCUUGAUUCUUUCGUAAAGAAAGGUCUUCAUGGGUUGGAGGCCAUUAGCCGAGGAGGCUUGAGGAGCCUCAAGGCGGACACCAGUGAGCCGCGGCUUUGGUCAGCCGCCGAAAUGGCCGAUUUCUUGAAGAAGAAAGAGAAGCUGGGCAGCUGUGCUGAUCCUGAUUCUUUCGUCCAAAAGGUAUGCUCCUAA